This is a messenger RNA of Plasmopara halstedii, 221 nucleotides long. RefSeq lists its product as uncharacterized. Lineage: Eukaryota; Oomycota; Peronosporomycetes; Peronosporales; Peronosporaceae. The transcript has a single exon. The annotation marks the transcript as partial. The record is from RefSeq and is a predicted model, not a curated record.
AUGCAUCCCAGUGUACGAAUAUACAGUCACAAGAUCCAGCUAAGCUUGCACAUUUGCUCGCAGAAAGCGUCAACUGCAAAGCUCACCAAGACGCUGCCCUUGGUGUGUGCGUCUGUCAACUUGGGCUCUCUCAAUACCUCGCAGAUCAGUGAGCGCUGCUUAGCUACACACCGUUUGCUGUUCGGUCGUCCGCUGUGGGCCGGCGCAUCGCCCAGACCGAG